Messenger RNA from Carica papaya (papaya), 3375 nucleotides. Its product is annotated as CRM-domain containing factor CFM3A, chloroplastic/mitochondrial. The record is from RefSeq and is a predicted model, not a curated record. Gene Ontology annotation, biological process: RNA splicing, via transesterification reactions. NCBI's taxonomy places the organism in Eukaryota, Viridiplantae, Streptophyta, Magnoliopsida, Brassicales, Caricaceae. Gene Ontology annotation, molecular function: mRNA binding.
AGGAUAUUAUUACCCUCGCCAUGGAUAACAUCCACGUGGAUCCGGGUGGGGAGAUGGAGGGAGAAAGAAGACUCUGCAAUUCGUAGCCAUAGCCGCUUCAGCGCUUAUUUACCGGGUCUUAUAGUUUCGGGUUCUAAGAAACCAAUUCCAGCGUCUAAUGUGUAGCUAGCAAUGGCUUUGUUACCCAGUCGCCAGAUUUGCCCGGCAACGGCUACAAUGGCGACGACGACGACGACGGCCUCAUUUUUUAAUUCAUUUCAAAGCUCCUUUUCCAAAUGUCAUGGCGCCAAUCCUCUCCAUUUUUUCAGGUACACUUGCUCCAUUUCUCUCAAAGCUCGCAAAACUAUCACCUCUCGCGCAACCACUAAGCGAAAUCCAUCAAGGAAAGUCAAUUUUAGUGAAGCAAGAAAGAAUCAUGUUUCUUCACAUGACCCCGAGUUGACAAAUUUAUCUUGUGUUAGUUGUAGUAGUAACAGUGGUGGUAGUAGUCGUAGUGGUAGUAGUUGGUUGAGUAAUUGGAAUAAACCCCAGAAACAGAAUAUUUCGAAGCCGCCACGGGUGGUGGUGAAUUAUAAAAAAGAUGAGGAUUUAUCUACUUUGGGGUAUUCAAGCAGUGAAAAUAGUGAUGGAAGCGGAGGUAGUACAAUGGAGAAGAUAGUGGAGAAGUUGAAGAAGUUCGGGUAUAUGGAUGAUGGCAAUGAGAGGAAACAUAAGGGGUCUGAGCGAGGGAGAGUGAUUGAAAAGGGUUCUGUGGAGGACAUAUUCUAUGUGGAAGAAGGGUUGUUGCCAAAUGAACGAGGUGGAUUUUCAAAGGAAUCUCCAUUAGGGGUGGAAAAUGUGUUUGGAAGCAAUGGGGAAGGGAGGUUUCCAUGGGAGAAGCCAAAGGAGGAGGAGGAGGAAGGAACGUGGACGGCAAGGAGUAAGAGUAGGCUUUCUCUGGCGGAAUUGACUCUUCCAGAGUCAGAACUAAGGAGGUUGAGGAACUUGACAUUUCAGAUAAAGAGCAAGACCAGAAUAGGAGGUGCUGGUGUCACUCAGGCUGUGGUGGAUGCCAUUCAUGAGAAAUGGAAAAACUCAGAGAUCGUGAGAGUGAAGAUUGAGGGAGCACCUGCACUUAACAUGAAGAGAAUGCAUGAGAUAUUGGAGCGAAAAACUGGUGGUUUGGUGAUUUGGAGAUCUGGUACUUCCAUUUCUUUGUACAGAGGUGUUAGCUAUGAGGUUCCUUCAGUGAAAUUAAACAAACAGAUAUACAAGAGAAAUGAGUUAUCAACUAAUUUCAUCCCAGCAAUGACAACUCAAACUUCUGAGAAAGAUGUGCAUGCACCUCAAGCAAACAUGGAAACUACUAUUGAGGAGAAGAAAGAUGUGGAAACACUACCUGAAGUAAAGUAUGAAGAUGAAGUAGAUAAGUUGCUAGACAGUCUUGGACCAAGGUACACAGAUUGGCAGGGAUGCAAUCCAUUGCCUGUAGAUGCAGAUAUGCUUCCUGGAAUUGUUCCUGGUUACCAACCUCCAUUUAGAGUACUUCCAUAUGGAGUCAGAUCUACUCUUGGACAAAAAGAGGCAACAGCUUUACGAAGGAUUGCCAGAGCUCUUCCCCCACACUUCGCCUUAGGUCGAAGCAGGCAACUCCAAGGUUUGGCUAUGGCUAUGAUUAAGUUAUGGGAAAAAAGUUCAAUUGCAAAGAUUGCCCUUAAACGGGGUGUGCAGCUGACAACUAGUGAGAGAAUGGCGGAAGAUGUCAAGAUUGGUCCAGGGAAGAAGGAAAAUCAUCUUCUGGGUGAAAACUCUUGGAAUUUGGAUUUGAAAUUGACAGGGGGAAUGCUGCUUUCUAGGAACAAAGAUUUCUUGGUCUUCUACAGAGGAAAGAACUUUUUGUCCUCAGAGGUGGCAAAAGAAUUACUUGAGAGAGAGAGAUUAGCUAAGUUCCUGCAAGAUGAAGAAGAGCAGGCACGGUUAAAGGCAUCAACUCCUCUUGUUUUGACAAGUGUUGAAGGUCGUGAGGAUUCUGGUACUGCAGGUACCCUUGGUGAAACUCUGGAUGCAAAUGCUAGGUGGGGAAAGAGGCUGGAUCAUCAUCACAAGGAAAAAGUAAUGAGAGAAGUUGAAAUAAUGAGGCAUGCCAACCUUGUUAGGAAGCUGGAAAGAAAACUUGCUUUCACUGAAAGAAAGUUAUUGAAAGCUGAAAGAGCUUUGUCAAAGGUAGAGGAGUUUUUAAAGCCAGCAGAACGUCAAGCAGAUCCAGAAAGCAUAACUGAUGAGGAGAGAUUUAUGUUCCGGAAGAUUGGCUUAAGAAUGAAAGCUUUCUUACUUCUUGGUAGGCGUGGAGUUUUUGAUGGUACAGUGGAAAACAUGCACUUGCAUUGGAAAUAUCGAGAAUUGGUGAAAAUCAUUAUGAAGGCGAAAACUUUUGACCAGGUGAAAAAAAUUGCCUUAGCACUUGAGGCAGAAAGUGGGGGCAUCUUGGUUUCAGUCGACAAGGUGUCAAAAGGAUAUGCAAUCAUAGUAUACCGAGGAAACGACUAUAAGCGACCCUCCACUUUAAGGCCAAAGAAUCUUUUGACAAAGAGGAAGGCUUUGGCUCGUUCAAUUGAGCUUCAGAGGCGCGAGGCUCUCAUAAAUCACGAGGCGAUUCUGCAGAAAAGAGUGGAGAAAAUAAGAUCUGAAAUCGAACAAAUGGAUCUUGUAAAAGACCAAGGAGAUGAGGAGUUAUAUAACAAACUUGAUGCUGCUUAUCCAACUGAUAAUGAGGAGACAGAGAGGGAGGAGGAAACCGACGAAGCAUACCUUGAGACAUACAACAGUGAGAAUGAUGAAGAUGAAGAUGAAGUUGAAGAUAAAGAUGAAGAUGAGGGCUCAAUACAGCAUCUCUAUGCUGAAACAAACUUUCCUUAUCAUCUCCAGCAGCAGUAAUCAGAAACAACAUAUUAUUUUUGAGAAGCAUCAGUGGAUGAAAUUCGUAAUAUAUAGACCUGACAAAGUAUAGAAAGAUUUGUCAAUGAGCUCAUUGGACAGAAAAACAUCAGUUGCCAACAUCAUUGCGAUUGGCUGCUGCAUUUGGCAGGGGAUUGAGGCAAAAAGAUCACAGAGUUUCCUGGACUGUAUGUACAGUUUAUUUGGGUAGGUUGAUGUAUAGACAAAUUAUCUUUUGGUGUCCCACCAGUUUAAUUAUUGAGUUUCUUUAACACAAGAUGUAUGCCAGAUAAUAUUUAUCAUGGGUUGAGAAAGACGCUAAACAUGGUGUUGAAAAGCCAAAACAGGUAGCUAGUGCAGAAGGUUGUAGCAUUAAAUCUGUAUAAUGUAAGUGGCAGGCAUUCUGGACAUGUUAAACGUGAAGGAUUAUGAUAUUAUCUUCCAAUUACCCUUUCCCUUCAA